This is a messenger RNA of Cucumis sativus (cucumber), 724 nucleotides long. RefSeq lists its product as uncharacterized. Lineage: Eukaryota; Viridiplantae; Streptophyta; Magnoliopsida; Cucurbitales; Cucurbitaceae. The transcript has 6 exons. The record is from RefSeq and is a predicted model, not a curated record. Bases 157 to 519 code for a protein of 120 amino acids.
AAUGAAACUAUGAAUGAAAAACCCUGAGGGCUUUUUUCUUUUCUUUUCUUUUCUCUUUUUUUGUUAUUCCAGAAUUUUGAAACCCAAUUCCCGAUUUUUGCUGAGCGUAAGGGAUUCAAAACCUCAUUUCACCAUCACGUAGAUCCAAAAACAGCUAUGGACGAGUUCGAAUUUCAUCGGCUUCUUCAAUUAUUUCCCGUUGUUCGAUCUCGAGAUUAUCAUGCGGAGACAGAGUUAUCUAGACAGUCAACAUCCAAGUCACCCAAGAGUGAGAUAAAUGAACGGCAAGAGCCAUGGAAUGAAGAUGGAGAAAAACCAAAGGAUCAAGGAUCUGCCCUACAUCAUGCAUUCUGGACGAAGCUAAAGUUAGCUGCUGAGCAGAAGGUGGGAAAGGUUGAAGCAGAGAGAUUCUUUAACUCAUUUCAACAGAUACACAAUAAACUUGUUAACGAAGAACUAAGUUUGGAUGCUGCCCGGAGCUUUCUGGACUCAUUCAGUUGCAGUUCCACAGAGGAAUAGUAUGGCUUUCUGCUUCAUGGGUCUUGUAUUUGAUAUAUAAUCUUUGCCUUUAUUGACCACCUUUUGCAAGAAUCUGAUUCGAUUACCAAUUAAGAUUUGGAACAGAUAAGUUUUGUUUUGAGGGAAUUGCAGACACCGUCUUUCAGAUAAAUUGGGUUUUCCACUUGGCCUAAAUAUUAUAAAUAGAUUUGUAUUUUCACAUUUA